Molecule: messenger RNA, 3567 nt
Organism: Closterium sp. Yama58-4
Lineage: Eukaryota; Viridiplantae; Streptophyta; Zygnematophyceae; Desmidiales; Closteriaceae
Source: the annotation of a GenBank genome assembly
AUGAGCAGCGGCGACGGCAAUCAGGCCGGCGGCGCGGGGCGAGGAGGGGGAGCAGGGGGAGGAGGACCGGCGCCGUCGUCGGGAUUUCCGACUGCCGGCAGGCCCAUGGGCAUGGGCGCGCCGCCGUCCACGUCAGGCUAUGCGAGCGCGCCUCCGCCUCCCAUGGGGAUGCGAGCCAUGCCACCGCCAGGCAUGCCGAUGCAUCACUUCAUCUUCAUGCGCCCACCCCCCGGAGCCACUAUGCACCACUUCCGCCCGCCCCCCGGCGCCUCCCCCCUCCCCUUCCCCUUCCCGGGCAUGCCCCGCGCGCCCAGCCCCUUUUCCCACGCCCUGGCGCGUCCGCCCUCCCUCCCCCCGCCCAACAUGCGCCUCCCCACGCCCCCGCAUGGGGGGAGCGCGCCUCUGAGCUCGUUUCUGGCCGCUGCUGCGUCGAGGGGAGGGGCGGGCGCGGGGGGAACGGGGGGAGCGGGGGGGGAGAAGGCGCAGACGACUGUGUACGUGGGGAAGCUCGCUCCUUCUGUGGAUGACACACUGGUGGUGAAGCUGCUGGAGCUGUGCGGCCCUUUGAGGAGCUGGAAGAGGGCGUCGGACCCUACGAGCGGCAGUCCCAAGGGGUUUGGGUUCUGCGAGUUUGACACGGCUGAUGGGGUGCUGCGCGCCCUGCGCCUGCUCAACCGCCGCGAGAUCGACGGCCAGAACCUGCUGAAGUCGUGCAUUUCCAUCCUCUCCCUGCUCGCAUUUCCAUCCUCUCCCUGCUCGCAUUUCCAUCCUCUCCCUGCUCGCAUUUCCAUCCUCUCCCUGCUCGCAUUUCCAUCCUCUCCCUGCUCGCAUUUCCAUCCUCUCCCUGCUCGCAUUUCCAUCCUCUCCCUGCUCGCAUUUCCAUCCUCUCCCUGCUCGCAUUUCCAUCCUCUCCCUGCUCGCAUUUCCAUCCUCUCCCUGCUUGCAUUUCCAUCCUCUCCCUGCUCGCAUUUCCAUCCUCUCCCUGCUCGCAUUUCCAUCCUCUCCCUGCUCGCAUUUCCAUCCUCUCCCUGCUCGCAUUUCCAUCCUCUCCCUGCUCGCAUUUCCAUCCUCUCCCUGCUUGCAUUUCCAUCCUCUCCCUGCUCGCAUUUCCAUCCUCUCCCUGCUCGCAUUUCCAUCCUCUCCCUGCUCGCAUUUCCAUCCUCUCCCUGCUCGCAUUUCCAUCCUCUCCCUGCUCGCAUUUCCAUCCUCUCCCUGCUCGCAUUUCCAUCCUCUCCCUGCUCGCAUUUCCAUCCUCUCCCUGCUCGCAUUUCCAUCCUCUCCCUGCUCGCAUUUCCAUCCUCUCCCUGCUCGCAUUUCCAUCCUCUCCCUGCUCGCAUUUCCAUCCUCUCCCUGCUCGCAUUUCCAUCCUCUCCCUGCUCGCAUUUCCAUCCUCUCCCUGCUCGCAUUUCCAUCCUCUCCCUGCUCGCAUUUCCAUCCUCUCCCUGCUCGCAUUUCCAUCCUCUCCCUGCUCGCAUUUCCAUCCUCUCCCUGCUCGCAUUUCCAUCCUCUCCCUGCUCGCAUUUCCAUCCUCUCCCUGCUUGCAUUUCCAUCCUCUCCACGAGCUACUGUAAAUCCAUUUCGCCUACCCCUUCCCCCGCCCUCCCCCCUUCCCAUCCCCUCUCCCCCCCUCCUUUCCCGCUUCUCCUACGCCUCUCCUCCCUCCUCCCUGAUUGCGGUCUGUCCUCCAAAACCUGCCCUCCGUUCCUUUUCCCAAACUCGACUGCGUGGUGGCAGCUGAACGUGAAUGCAGCCACAAGGGAGUAUCUGGAGCGCGUGGUAGCUUCCAGGAAAGCCUCCUUUGCCGCCCUCGAAGCUUCCAGGAAAGGAUUGGCUGACCAGGGCGGGAAGGCGGGAGGGGAGGGAGUGGGCGAAGGGGACAAGGCGAAUGGGAAGGAGGAGAAGAGUGAGGAGGCUGAUGGGGUUAGGGAUGGGGAAGGGGGUGGAGGGGCGAAGGAAGAUGAGAGAGAAGGGAAAGGGGAGGAGGGGAAGGAAGGGAGCAAGGAGGGAGAGGAGGAGGGGGAGAAGAAAGGAGAGGGCAAGGAGGAGGAUGAGGAGGAGAGGAGGAAAGAGGAGGAGGCGAGGGUGUUUGGGCUGGUGACGCCUGAAGACAAGGACAAGGACGAAGCUGCUCUGGCGAAGCUCAAUAGCAUGCUGCAGGAGAGUGUGCUGCUGGGAGGGCAAGCUGCUACUGCAGCAGGUGUGGAGGCAGCAGCACCGAGCGGUAUGGCGGAUGAUGAAGGUGGGGUGGGAGGUGCAGACGGAAUUGGAGCAGGCGGGUUGAUCAAGAUUCCCGCACCUUCCAAGAAGACGCGCACGCUGGCAUCCGUGUUCGGCGCAGAGGAGGACGAGGAGGAGCUGGGGCGCAAGAAGCUGCGCCCUCUUGUCCCCAUCGACUAUGAUGACGGUGGUAGCGAUGCUGCUGCUGGCGCCGAUGCUGCUGCCGGUGGUGGUGGUACGGCACGUGGGCAUGGGGGUUCCUCCCCGAGGGGCCCAGCUGCGGCAAGCGGUGGUGCUGCGGGAGGGCUGGCGGCCAGUAUUGCUGCGGCGGCUGAGUUUGCCAAGCGGCUCUCGCAGGGAGGCGGGGCGGGCAAGGAGGACGAGAGGAGGAGCGGAGGGGGAGAUGCGGGUGCAGGUGGGGGGGAGAAGGAGAAGGCGAAACCCAAGGCGGUGGUGGAUGUGAAGUCGUUGAUUGACUCCAUCCCCAAGAGCAAGGACGACCUCUUUGCUGUGCCCAUUAACUGGACUGUCUAUGAUGAGAGUGCCCUGCACCAGCGCAUGCGCCCAUGGGUGGCAAAGAAGAUUCAGGAGUUCCUGGGGGAGGAGGAGCCCACCCUGGUGGACUUCAUCCUCUCCAAGACGCAGCAGCACGUGGGCGGGGCAGCGCUGCUGGGGCUGCUGGAGCCGAUACUGGACGAGGAGGCGGAGAUGUUUGUGCUCAAGAUGUGGCGCAUGCUCAUCUUUGAAAUCAAACGCGUUGAGAUGGGGCUCACGGGGAAGGCAAGUGCUAACCGUUUCUCGCUUUUCAUUCUUCCGCCUUCGAUCGUGUACCACUCGUCGUACACGCAUUUGGAGGGAGUGGAAUUCGCAUGUGGCUGUCCUCUGCUGCCGCUCAAAGCCACUGCCAGGGGACCCACUCACAACACCUCCACUGAGGAGACGGACAUAGUGGACGAGGCAAUCACGCUCUUCCGAGCCAACGUGCUGUUCCGCCGAUUCGACAUCCGCGGCCCAGCGGACAAGCUGCUAGUGUACCUGACCCUCUACAUCAACAUGGCUUUAAAGCGCAUCGACUCCUGCCCCUCCGAGGCCGAGGGCAUCAGGCUGCUCAUCAACCUCGGACUGGAGCCAUUCCCCAUCCCGGGGGACCCUGGAUUCCCGCUCGCGGGCUUGUUCGCCACGCCAACCAGCCGCCUUGAAGCAGAGACGCUACGGACGUACCUGCAGAGUGUGAGGGAGGAGACGAGCAACCGGCUGCUGCAGGUGGUGUAUCUGCCUGACGGCUCGCCCAACAAGUGGUGGCUUUCCUUCAGCAAGCGCAAGUUCAUGAAUGUCGCCAUGCCGCUCUGA